AUGAAGCUAUCCGGCGCCUUUGUCGCCUCAUCGCUGUACUGCGCAGUCCUUGCAGCUCGACCCACCGUCAGCCCCGAGACAGCGCGUCUUAUCAUCGCCCAGCGCCUGGGUCUAUCGCGAUUCCACUCUGUUGAGCACGCAGACGCCGAGACGAUCAGACACAUCAACACGUACGGAGGAAGGCAACAGAAGCUGUUCGGCGGAGACGAUGCAGAGCAGACCAAGGCGCACCUGCUGGUCUGGGCAGAGGACGCUGAGCAGGACGAGGCAACAGUCAUCAUCAACGACGGAUCAGACCGCACCCAAGACUUUACCAUAUCAAGUGCGCCAUCUGCGUCGGACAAUAACCGCCUGAUCCUCGACUUUAUCGCACAAGCCGAGUCGCUGCCAGCAUACCCAGACCCCCAGCAGCGCACCUACACGUCCAACUUUGAGAUCGAUUCCGUGCUCCCACCAAACUACAAGUCCGAGCCGCACAAUGGCUACCUCAACAUCUGGCGCACCGACAAGAGCAGCAACAUGACGCCUGAGGAGCUCGCCCAGGUGCUCAGCAAGACCAUCACCAAGGCCGCGGAGACGGGUUUCUCCACUACCUUCGUCAUGAUGCCGCGUUCAGCUUCAAAGGCCAAGCGCGCUGCCCACCCCUGGGGCAUGUACGACAUCCCGUCCAAGGAAGCCCGCCGCCAGAACCCCGAGGCAGUCCUCUCCUCGCAGCCCGUACCAGCCGUCUCCAAGGUCCCUGACCUUGAGGACUUCCCCGUCGUUAUCCAGGCCGAGAACAACAAGGGACCUGUCCGCGGCAUUCUCCCUACUUGCUUCAAGUCCAUGUCGGCGUGCCAGACCCAGACCCACAACUGCUCCAGCCACGGCGAGUGCAAGCUUCUCCACAAGGGUCGGGGUUCCGGUUCCGACCAGGAGACUGUUGAUUGCUUUGGAUGCGCCUGCUCGGCUACGGUCGAGUACGAGGACGGCAAAGGUAUGGAGGAGAAGAGGAAGGUUACCUACUGGGGUGGCCCCGCUUGCCAGAAGAAGGACAUCUCGGUUCAGUUCUGGUUGUUUGUCGGCAGCGGUGUCGUUCUGGCUUUCUUGGUAUCUGCUGGUAUUGGUAUGCUCUACACCAUGGGUGCUGAAGAGCUGCCCAGUGUCAUUGGCGCUGGCGUCAGCGGUCCCACCAAGAAGUAG
Messenger RNA from Alternaria postmessia, 1182 nucleotides. RefSeq lists its product as uncharacterized. The transcript is spliced from 2 exons. The record is from RefSeq and is a predicted model, not a curated record. Gene Ontology annotation, cellular component: endoplasmic reticulum. NCBI's taxonomy places the organism in Eukaryota, Fungi, Ascomycota, Dothideomycetes, Pleosporales, Pleosporaceae. The coding region runs from base 1 to 1182 and encodes 393 amino acids.